Cavia porcellus (domestic guinea pig) is the source of this 15531-nucleotide messenger RNA. Its product is annotated as zinc finger protein 345-like. NCBI's taxonomy places the organism in Eukaryota, Metazoa, Chordata, Mammalia, Rodentia, Caviidae. Gene Ontology annotation, molecular function: DNA-binding transcription factor activity, RNA polymerase II-specific. The record is from RefSeq and is a predicted model, not a curated record. The coding region runs from base 5282 to 7120 and encodes 612 amino acids. The transcript has 6 exons. Gene Ontology annotation, cellular component: nucleus. Gene Ontology annotation, biological process: regulation of transcription by RNA polymerase II.
UGCUCUUUGCAGCCUCCAUGAACUGUGGCCCAGUCAUACCUGCCUGCCUUGGAGCCAACUGAGUGUGAACUGAAACCUGCAAAAACUCUGCCAUGAACUGCGGCCCAGCCAUGCACACCUGCCUUGGAGCCAGCUGAGUGUGGACUGAAACCUCCAAAAACCAAAGAAAUAAACCUUUCCUUUCUCAACUUGGGCUUCAGCUGGCCGCGGCACCUGGCACCUGGCGCCCAAACUUGGGGCUUGGAAUAUAAGCAUUCGGAGCGUUUUUCCAGUGGAAGGAGAAUCGGGAGUUGCGAGAAGACCACUGCCACAGAGGACCCGGGUAAGUGAAAAGUGAAAGUAGCAGGGAGUGGCAUAUACGCAGGGAUUGAGAAUGGGUAACUCCCCGUCAUCAGAACGGGAACUUUUUGAACAAGUUAUUUCCUCUUUGUAAAAGAGUAGGGGCAUUCCUGUAGCUAAGCUUCAAAUUCAUCGGUUUGUUGAUUUUGUGCAUCAGGUUUGCCCCUGGUUUCCCGAACAGGGAACGGUUAAUGUUGAGACUUGGAAAACAGUAGGAGAAAAGAUUAAAGAUUAUUAUUGUGCUUGGGGUCCUGAGAAGGUUCCUGUGGAUGUGUUUCCAAUUUGGACUCUUAUUAAGGACUGUUUAAAAGGGGACUAUGAGUCUAGUAAAUGGGAAAAAAAAACUCGAGAAAGUUUUAUAAGAAAAACCAAAUCUUCAGAGAAUGUGGCAUCCUCCUUAUUACCCCCCCCCCCGCCCUCUGCUCUGCCACCACUCUCUGAGCCACCCUGUUACAACCAGCCCAGCUAGCUCAGUCGGUAGAGCAUGAGACUCUUAAUCUCAGGGUCGUGGGUUCGAGCCCCACCUUGUGUCAAAAGUUUGUACAUGCAGCCAUUGCCAAUACCAGAUCUAAAUUUGCCUCUGCCACCAGUAUUCAUUAUAUGGAUGAUAUUUUAAUAGCCCAUCAAGAUUCUGAGAUGCUUUUGCAAGUAUAUGCCUCUCUUCAUCAGGAUUUAACAAAUAAUGGGCUGGUCAUUGCACCUGAGAAGGUCCAAACUUCACCUCCUUUUUCUUAUCUAGGUUUUCACUUAUAUCCACAGCAUUUUUCUCCUCAACGAUUGUCUGUUAAUACUUCUCACUUGCGUACGUUACAUGAUUUUCAAAAACUCAGGCGAAAUUAAUUGGAUCCGGCCAUCUCUAAAGUUAACUACUCAAGACCUCCACCCAUUGUUUUCCUUAUUAGCUGGAGAUUCUGACCCAAGUUCACCCCGCCAAAAGAUGGCAGAAGCUCCCAAAGCUCUUGAACUGGUUAAUAAGGCUCUUCAAAGUGCACAGCUUCAUUAUUGUGAUUUUUCCACUCAAUGGUCUCUUAUCAUCAUACCCACGUCUUUUUCCCCUACAGGUGUGUUGUAUCAGCAGGGAGUUCUCUCAUGGAUUCAUGGUUCGCAUUCCCCGAAAAAGGCUCUCCCCCCUUAUGCCUCUUUGGUUGCAGAAAGGAUUAUGCAAGGAAGAAAAUUGUCUAUAAUGCAUUUAGGAAGAGACCCUCACUCUAUUAUAAUCCCUUAUACAUCUGAACAGCUCAAAUGGUUGCUUAAUAUGACUGAUUAUUUUCCUCUUUCUCUAGCAUCCUCUACUGGUCAAAUCCAACAUCAUUAUCCCAAGGAUAAAAUUCUUCCAUUUGCCUCCAAAGUUACCUUUUCAUUUCCUCAAAUCAUACGCAUGAAACCCCUUGUUAAUGCUAUUACUUUAUUUUCAGAUGGAAGCUCCAAUGGAAAAGCUACUUUAGUAUCCCCAAAUCAAACUUAUGUAUGGCAAUUGAGGAGUACUUCAGCUCAGGAGACUGAACUUUAUGCUGUUCAUCAGGCUUUUAUUCUUUUCUUUGAUGUUCCCUUUAAUUUGUUUUCAGACAGCCAAUAUGUAGUACAAGCCUUGUCUGUUUUAGAAUGCAUCCCUGUUAUCAACACUGCUAAUAUCCUUGUUGCACAGUUAUUUGGUCUUAUUCAAUCAUCUUUACAUUCUCGAUCUGCACCUUGUUUUGUAGGACAUUCGCAGUAACUCUAAUCUUCCAGGUGCUUUGACUCAUGGAAAUGCAAUUGCAGAUCGAGCCAUGCAUAUUGGACUGUCUGCUGUUUCGCAAGCACAACAGUCACAUGCUCUUCAUCACCAAGCUGCACAGGUUUUACGUUAUCAAUAUGGUAUAACACGGCAGCAGGCAUGAGAAAUUGUUAAAAACUGUCCCUCAUGUGAGCCUCUCCUUCCAGUACCGCAUUUCGGAGUCAACCCUCGAGGACUCCGUCCAAAUGACUUCUGGCAGAUGGAUGUCACUCAUUAUCCUUUUUUUGGGUCAUUAAAAUACCUACACGUUACCAUAGACACCUUUUCUCAUUACAUGCUUGUUUCACCUAUGACUGCAGAAACUGCCACCCAUGUAAUACAACACCUACUAUAUUGUUUCUCUAUCCUGGGCAUUCCUCGAUCCAUUAAUACGGAUAAUGGCCCAGCAUAUCUUAGUAAACCCUUUGCCAAAUUCUGUCAGACUUUCCACAUUAAACAUGUUACUGGACUGCCUUAUAAUCCUCAAGGACAAGGAACUGUUGAACUUGCUAAUCUCUCACUAAAAAAACACAUUAAAGAAAUUUAAAAGGGGGAGAUGGUAUAAGUAUUCUCCCAAAACCCUUCUUAACCAUGCUCUUUACAUUCUUAAUUUUUUAACUUUUGAUGCUUCCAAUAGAUCUGCAGCUGAGAGACAUUGGUCUCCUGAUUUGCCCUCCAAGCCAAUGGUUUAUUGGAAAGACCCAUUAACUAAUCUAUUACAUGGCCCUGACCCAGUAUUGAUAUGGGGAAGAGGGUAUGUUUGUGUUUUUCCCACAGACGCUGAUACACCCAGGUGGAUCCCAGAAUGCUGUGUAUGACUUGCCCAAGAGCAAGAUAGAAAAAUUGCGCAGGACGAUGCUUCCACUAACCAUGACCUCGAGGACGAGAACAAUGACCAGAAGGUCUCCUGCGACAAGAGAUGAAACUCUUCUGUUUUUGGCUCAACUGUUAAGCAUUAUUUGGGUUUUGCAUAUAUUUUAUAUGCCUGUUUGGGUGGAUAAUUAUUGGGCAUUUGUACCUAAUCCUCCUUUGUUGCACCCUAUGUCAUGGGGCGACGACCAUGAUGUUACUGUUUAUGUAAAUAAUACUCGUGUCUUAAGUUUUCCUUCUUCCACUCAUACACAACCUAUCUCUAUUGUAUAUAAUUACACUGAAAUAUCUGCUUCAUUACCCCUAUGUUUUUCUAAAACAAAUAAGAAUUGUACAUUAAUAGAAAGAUAUUCUGAUUGGGAUGGAAACUACUAAUGGAAUGCACUGGGGAGUAUAUAUGAUGUAUGUAUUUCGCAACAGUAGUGAAACUAGAGUGGGAAAAGGUAAUCCCCCUGAGCAUAUUCCAGAAUGUAGACAAAAAUAUCCAAGCAAAAGUGUAUAUGGACCCUCAUGGCGUUUGUGCCAUCAUAAUUAUAUGUUACAAAGAUCUAUGUGAUUGGAGUGAUUACAGAGAAACAACCUACAGGCCCUGAAAUUUAUUAUAUGGAAUAUGGACAAGGAAUAACAUCACCUUUUUUACCAUGCUGUGGAAGUUGGUUGCAGCACUUGAUUACAUUGCUGUUGCAAAGGAAAAAGUUGUAAGGCAACAUAUAGGGACACAGGAUGCUGUUUCUGUUAAUGGCACAGUAAAAAAUGUAACUAUCAUAGCUUGUAUUUCUGAACCAUAUGGUUUUAUAAGUGGAGAACUUACUGUAAAUAAGAACAAUGAAUCUUAUAAAAUUACUUGUAAAGAUUGCAUCUUAUCCAAUUGUGUUAAUGCUUCACGAAACCACUCAUCCAUAUUACUGGUCAAACAACCUCCAUUUGUAUUUUUUACCUAUUAAUAUCACCACAGAGUGGUAUCAAGAUCCUUCUGUGAUUAUUUUGCAAAAAUUAACUAAGCUUUUAAAUCGGGCCAAACGAUUUGUUGGGAUGUUAAUGACUGGAAUUGCUGCACUUAUUACUUCGAUAGCCUCCACUACAAUGUCCAUAAUAUCUCUUACAGAAAGUGUGCAAACUGCAUCCUAUGUUAAUGAGUUAUCCCAUAAUGUUUCUUUGGUUUUGCAAAUACAGGAAAAUUGGGAUAGUCUGACUGAACAAAAGUUAAAUGCUCUACAAGAUACAGUAAUAACCUUAGGAGAUCAAAUAUAUGCUUUGCAAGUACAGUCUUCUUUGAAAUGUCAUGCCUUAUACGAACAUAUUUGUGUUACUUCACAUAGAUAUAAUGAAAGUGGUUUACCUUGGGAUAGGGUGAAAAAUCAUUUGCUAGGAAUAUGGCAUAAUUCCAAUACUUCUCUAGAUUUGCUUAAGUUGCAUAAGACUAUCCAAGAUAUAACCAAUGCACCAGCAAUAAAAGUUGACAUAGCAAAAGAAACUGAGCAAAUAUUCAACGCAUUAACCAGCCAUUUUCCAGGCCUCACGUGAAUUUUGCAUUUUAUCAUUCUAGCUGGUAUUGGAGCUCUAGCAUUUAUUGUCAUGAUAACAUUUUUUCCAUAUUUUGUGAGAACUGUUGUUGGGCAAAUGAGAAAUGUGCAUUUGGACUUGAAACGUUUUAAGUUAGAAUCAACUGCUAAUGAAAUUCCCAUGCGACACAUUGUCUAAGAAAUAAGGGGGAUAUGUUGGAAGCGGGAGCCAGGGGUCCUGCAGUGAAUGGGUGUGGGAAACCACACACUGAAGCUGGACCUCAUCCAUUCCCUCAGCCUUCUAGACAAAGCAUCGCGCUGAUAUUAACCUGGGAAUAGCUUCAUAACAUAAACCAUAGAAGUUUCUCAUGGGCCCAAGAACAUGUUUACCUCCUGGGCUGCACAACAUAUAAGUUUCUCAUGGGCCCAGGAGCAUGUUUACAUUUGCUGUGUGCACAAGAACGUGUCCUGAAGUGACUUGUACUGCUCUUUGUUUUGAAACAUUAUAAAAACUCUGUAGUCCUUCAUUAAAUCGCAUUUUGCCUCCUGAGCAACUGGUCUCCCUGUGUCUUCGGUCUCUCGCCUGACUCCUUCCCCGCAGCUGGCCGCGGCACCUGGCACCUGGCGCCCAAACUUGGGGCUUGGAAUAUAAGCAUUUGGAGCGUUUUUUCCAGUGGAAGGAGAAUCGGGAGUUGCAAGAAGACCGCCGCUACAGACGACCCGGGAGGUGGUGACCUUUGAGGAUGUGGUUGUGAACUUCAGCCAUGAGGAGUGGACUUUGCUGAGUCCAUCCCAAAAGAACCUCUACAGAGAUGUGAUGGGCGAAACCUUUAGGAACAUGACUGCAAUAGGAGGACUUGGGAAUAUCCAGGAACCUGAAAAAGAAUGCAAAAUUUACUGGAGAUACUUAAGAAAUGACAAGCUAGGGAAAUCCUAUGGACAUACAUCUUGGAAUCAGUGUAACGAAGUAUUCCCUUGUACUGCAGAAGGUAAUGUGAAUGUGAAAGAAGCAGAAACACACCACCAUGUUCAGAUCCAUGAAAAAUAUUGCAGUGGAGAGAAACCCUAUGUAUGUCAGCAAUGUGGGAAAGGGUUCACCACAUCUGGACAUUAUAAGCAACAUGAAAGAAUUCACACUGGAGAGAAACCUUAUGUAUGUAAGAAAUGUGGGAAGGCUUUUAACACAUGGGGAUAUCUUAAGAAACAUGAAAGAAUUCACACUGGUGAGAAACCAUAUAUAUGUAAGCAAUGUGGGAAAGCUUUUACCCGACAUGACCAUUGUAAGCAACAUGAAAGAAUUCACACUGGAGUGAAACCAUAUAUAUGUAAGCAAUGUGGGAAAGCUUUUAACACAUGGGGAGAUUGUAAGAAACAUGAAAGAAUUCACACAGGAGAGAAACCCUAUGUAUGUAAGGAAUGUGGGAAAGGUUUUACCCGACAUCAAAAUUGUAAGCAACAUGAAAGAAUUCACACUGGGGAGAAACCAUAUAUAUGUAAGCAAUGUGGGAAAGCUUUUAACACAUGGGGAGAUUGUAAGAAACACGAAAGAAUUCACACUGGAGAGAAACCCUAUGUAUGUAAGGAAUGUGGGAAAGCUUUUAACACAAGGGGAUAUUUUAAGAAACAUGAAAGAAUUCACACUGGAGAGAAACCCUAUGUAUGUAAGCAAUGUGGCAAAGCUUUUAUCACACAUGGACAGUGUAAGGCACAUGAAAUAAUUCACACUGGAGUGAAACCAUAUGUAUGUAAGCAAUGUGGGAAAGCUUUUACCCGACAUAACUAUUAUAAGCAACAUGAAAGAAUUCACACUGGAGUGAAACCCUAUGUAUGUAAGCAAUGUGGCAAAGCUUUUAACACACGGGGAGAUUGUAAGAAACAUGAAAGAAUUCACACUGGAGAGAAACCCUAUGUAUGUAAGCAAUGUGGGAAAGCUUUUAUCACACAUGGACAUUGUAAGAAACAUGAAAGAAUUCACACUGGAGAGAAACCCUAUGUAUGUAAGCAGUGUGGCAAAGCUUUUACCACACAGUCAAGUUGUAAAAUACAUGAAAGAAUUCACACUGGAGUGAAACCCUAUGUAUGUAAGCAAUGUGGGAAAGCUUUUAUCACACAUGGAUAUUGUAAGGCACAUGAAAUAAUUCACACUGGAGUGAAACCAUAUAUAUGUAAGCAAUGUGGGAAAGCCUUUAACACACGGGGAAAUUGUAAGAACCAUGAAAGAAUUCACACUGGAGAGAAACCCUAUGUAUGUAAGGAAUGUGGGAAAGCUUUUAACACACGGGGAGAUUGUAAGAAACAUGAAAGAAUUCACACUGGAGAGAAACCCUAUGUAUGUAAGGAAUGUGGGAAAGCUUUUAACACACGGGGAGAUUGUAAGAAACAUGAAAGAAUUCACACUGAUGAGAAACCAUAUAUAUGUAAGCAAUGUGGGAAAGCUUUUAUCAGACCUGGACGUUGUAAGGAACAUGAAAGAAUUCACACUGGCGAGAAACCAUAUAUAUGUAAACAAUGUGGGAAAGCUUUUAACAGACCUGGACGUUGUAAGAAACAUGAAAGAAUUCACACUGGAGAGAAACCCUAUAUAUGUAAGCAAUGUGGGAAAGCUUUUACCCAACAUGGACAUUGUAAGCAACAUGAAAGUUCAUAUUCAAGAUAAAACCAGUGUAUAUAAGCAUCAUGAGAAUUUUUUGACCACAAUUACAUAUUGCAUAAUGUAUGAAAAACUUCACACUGUGCAGAAAACUUAUAUAUGUAAGGAAUGUGGGAAAGGUUUCAGCAGAAAUGCUCAUUGGCCAAUACAUGAAAAAAUUUACACUGUUGAGAAACUCUGUUUAUGUGAAGAAUGUGGGAAAGCUUUCACAACACAUGGAUUUUGUAAAAUACAUCAAUGACUCCACACUGGUCGAGAAACCCUAUGCAUAUAACAAUGUGGCAAAGCUUUUACCACAUACAGUCAUUGCAAAACAGAUGAAACAAUUCACACUGGGAUUAAUCACUGGCUAUGUAAGCAAGUGGAGACACUUUCAGCAUCCAAAUUGUAAGUGAAAUACAUGAAGAAACUCACACAAGAGAUAAAUCCUAUGUGUUAUGGGAAUUCUCUCAGCACACAUGAUCAUUGUUACAUACCUGAAAGAGCUCACUGGAUCCUAUAUGUAUUAACAGUGUGGAACAUAUGGCAAUCCAUGUUUGUUGUUAAAUACAUAGAAAAAGCACCACACUUCAGAUAGUUUAGAUCUAAGUUUAUUUUAAAAAUUCCAAGUAGACCUGAAGAAAUAAUGAAUACAGAAGUUUAAUGUCAAUAUUUCUUCACGAAUUUUCCAGAAAUGACAAAUCUGAAGUGGAGCUCUACUCAAGUACACAUUUUGUAUGGGUUUCAGUUAAUCACUUAUACCUCUUUAGAUUUUUUAAUGUGUCUUUGUGCUUCAACAUGGCAUCUUGUAAUUAAACAUGUUAAACUGAAAUGGGCUUUUCACUUUCAAGUAUGGAUAGUGUCUAUGUACUUAAUAUUUGUUUUUAAAACUUAAUUCUCAUAUUUUUGGUGAAUUUUUAUUUAAAGAAAAAAACCAAAAAGUGUAGAAAUAAUACAGAAUUUCUGAAAAAUAAACAAUAAGAAAUCACUAGUUGAUUAAUUACAUAUUGUCAUCUUAGAGGUAAUUGUUCAAGUUACAAAAUUAAAGCAUACAAAGUGAUAUUCAAAUAAUGACACUGCGAACAAUUUACCUCAGUGAUCCAAAAAAAAACUUAUUAAUAUGCUUAUCUGUUCUACAAACUUGUUUUUUAUCUUAAAGAUGGUAAAGUUAAACUUGACAAAACAGAACAGUUCAUAAGGAAACAAGUUAAGGAAACAGGUUUCAAAGCAAGUCCACUGAGAUGUUCAUUUUCUAUCUUAAUGUCUCUAGUUCUCUUCCAAAUAGUUGUUCCCAUCUUCACAUGCAUUGAAUAUAUACUGAACAUUAUAGAACUAAUCAAAUAAUUACAGGAUGAUGCAGGCUUUUUUGAUCUUCAAGACUGAUGUUGGGGAAGUUGAUAAUGAUUACCAUAAUGUAUCUCAUUCUCUUCAUAGUAGACCUCUUUAUUUUUAUGUAUGCUGAAACUGAACAUAAGAGACUAAACUAAUAUCACUCUGAACAGUGAAUAAUAGUAUCCUGAGAAGGAGAAAGGUGAGGAAUUGCCUAAAAAAAGAAGGCAGAGGACAUUGUUAAAAGUGUAUCAGGAUUUAAAAGCUACAGUAGUUCUGUUGCUCUUUUUAGUUUGAUUAUAUUUUGUUCUGGUCUGUCUACUCAUAUUAGAUUUGAGGGCACAGAGAGGUAACCCAAAAAUAGCAGGUUAUACCAUGGUGGUAACUGUCCUUAAUUUCCUAUUAACUAAAACUGAAUCCCUAUUACUUACAUUGUCUUACUAUGACUGAUCUGAUUGGAAGCAGGUUUGUUUGAAUGUUAUUUGGCCUUGACUGAUUUUAUUCACAUUUGGUAUGCUUGCUGGUAUCAAGUCCAAGAGUAGAGGCAACUACUCUGAAGAUGAUAAGAUGUGAAAGAUAUAUAUUGGGGGGCUGGGGAUUUAGCUCAGUGGCUUAAGCCCCUGCCUGGCAAGGGUUAGGUAAUCAGUUUGAUCCCCAGUAUCAAAAAAAAAAUAAAAGAUAUAAAUUCCAGGUUUAAUUUUUUUUAUUUAAAGAGAAAAAAAAAACAUAAAAAACAAACCAGCAAAAGGGUACAAAUCAUACAGAAUUUCAAGAAAAAAAUACAGUAAGAAAUCACUAGUUAAUAGAUUACAUAUUGUCUUCUUAGAAACAGUUUUCCAAAUUAUAAAAUUAAAGCAUAUAAAGUGAACAUUCCUACAGUGAGAUUCUAGACAGUUGCAUUCAAUGAACCAACAAAGGUCAGUAAUAUGGUUUUCCUUCCUACACACUCAAACAGGCAAUUAUAUCUCUUAGACUACCUUCCUUUCCUCUCUUCUUCACAAUUACAUUUACACUUUUGGGGUUUUUUUACUCCCAUAGUUCUUAUUACUUUUUUUGAAGAGAAUAAAACCUCAAGUGAGUUAAAAAAAACAGAGUUGGUUAGAACAUAAGGAUGGGCAUAGUACUUGAUGCAAAAAUAGAAUAUCAGGUGAUCAAAAAUGGUUACCAUUGUGCCUCUUGCUAUUUUUUUAAAAAAGUUGCUAUAUCAUCAGGUAUAAUAGAAUUGAUCAAAACUGUACAGAACAAGACCAAUAAAAUCUACACUGGAGACCUUACAGGAUUUCAAAAGAAGAUAAUAGUCAAACCAUAAUGGGCAUCAUAGUAAAUCUUAUUGCCUACAAAGUGGUUGCCUAUACCCUCAAACUUGAUACUAUCAAACAAAAUAGAAUAUAGUAAAAUCAGGCAGAACAAGAUGGGGAGAGCAAUACUGGGAUUAAAAUCAGGCUAAUAGGAAAACAAAAAGUUACUAUAAUAUAUCCCACUAUUUUUAAUUUAGUUUUAUUUUAAUUGAAAAAAAUAAGAAAACAUAGAAUAAUUUUUUUUAAAAGGGUGGAGAUCGAGAUAAAAGAGACAUUGUCAUAGAACAACACAGGUCAGAACUGCACAAUUAAAGCAUUUUGUUUCACCACCAGAUAAUCUAACAUAAUAUUAGUCACCAUAGUGCCUCUUUCCUUGAAUUGUUUGAGUAUAAUGUCGUAUACUAUAGAAUCAAUCAUAUCAAGACACUGUGAAGCCAUUCAAGAGAAUGAAAGAAUUACAGAGUAUUUAGAGCCAGUUAACAGAAAAUGGACAAUGAUUUCUAUAUUAUCUCUUUGUCUGUGAAAAUUUUUAUUUAUACUAUCACAUACAGUAAAAUAUAUUAAGUUACAACAUGUUAAAACCAGUGUUAACAUGUACAACAGCUUGAUGGGAGUUCCAAAGAAGAUGAUAUUAAUUCAGCACUAGCUUUUAUGAUGUGUUAUUUUCUUCAGAAUAGCUAUUUGUACUAUCACCAAUACUAAAAUCGAAAAACUCAGGGUAAAACCACUGCACUUAAUACCAUGUUGAUUGUACUACAGUUGCUUUGUAGUAUAACUUCAAGUCAGGGAUUGUGGUACCUCCUGCCUUGCUUUUGCUGCUUCUAACUGUCCUUGCUAUUCUAGGUUUCUUCUCAUCCCAGAUUAAUUUUAGGGAUGAUUUCUCAAGUUCUAUGAGUUAUGUUGAUGGUAUUUUUAUCAGGAUUGCAUUGCACUUAAUAAUGAGUGAAAACAUUAUAUGGAUUCAAACCAAUAUGAUUGGGUAUCAUGAUUACCACAUUCUUCUAUGUAUUAUCAUUUGUUAUACUAGGGAAUAUAUUCAGUAUUUAUACAUGUGAGUUUGAUUUAUUUCACUUAUGAGUAUGGUCUCAAUCUGCAUCUAUUUAUUUAUAUGUCAAUGUGAUCAUUCUUUAUAGCUGAGUAGUACUCCAUUGUAUAAAAUCACCAUAACUUUUUUAUCCAUUACUCAGUUGAUGGACACUUAGGUUGUUUCCAAGAUCUGCCUAUUACAAACUGUGCUGCUAUAAAAAUGGGUGCACAUAUAUCACUGUGGAAUGAUGCUUUCAGUUCUUCUGUGAAUAUGCCUAGAAGUAGAAUAGCUGGGUCAAAAGGUGCUUCCAGUCCCAGCUUUCUGAGAAAUCUCCACACUGAUCUCCACAAUGGUUGCACCAGUCUACACUCCCACAAACAGUGCAGAAGAGUUCCUUUUUCCCAACAGCAUCUCUAAUAUGUGUUGUUGGUAGUUUUCUUGAUCUUGGCCAUUCUUUCAGGAGUGAGAUAAAAUCUCAGUGUGGUUCUAAUUUGCAUUUCUCUAAUGACCAUUGAUGGUGACCAUUUUUCAUGUAUUUAUUUGUCAUUUGUAUUUCUUCAUCUCAAAAUUGUUUAUUCAUCUCAGAUGCUCAUUUUUGAAUUGGUUCUUUGAAUUUUGGUGGUCUCAUUUUUUAAAAUACUUUAUAUGUUAUAGACAGAAGUCCUCUGUCUGAGGGGCAGUUCACUAAGACUUUUUCCUAGUUUGUGGGUUUUCUUUUCACUAUACUGGAGAUUUCUUUUGAUGUGCAGAAACUUUUUUAUAAGAGGUUAUCCCAGUUAUUGAUUCUGGGAAGCAUUUCCCAUGCGGUUUGAGUCCUGUUCAUCAAUUCUCUACCUACUCCUAUGUAUUCAAGGUUUUUACGCAAUUUGUCUUCCCAUAGAUUUAGUGUUUCUGUUUUAAUAUUUAGAUCUUUGAUCCAUUUAGAUUUUAUUUUAGUACAUGGUGAUAGGCAUGGGUCUAAUUUUAGUUCUAGGCAUAUGGAGAGCCAGUUUUUCACCACCAUUUAUUAAACAGAAUGUCAUUCUUCCAGUGAACGUGUUUGGCCCAUUUAUCAAAGAUAAGGUAGUUGAGUGUGUUUGUAGUGGUGGUUGUAUCUUCUCAUCGAUUCCACUGAUCUUCGGCUCUGUUUCAAUUCCAGUACCAUGUUGAUUGUACUACAGUUGCUUUGUAGUAUAACUUCAAGUCAGGGAUUGUGGUACCUCCUGCAUUGCUUUUGCUGCUUCUAACUGUCCUUGCUAUUCUAGGAUCCUUUUCAUCCCAGAUGAAUUUUAGGGAUGAUUUCUCAAGUUCUAUGAGGUAUGUUGAUGGUAUUUUUAUUGGGAUUGCAUUGCAUCUAUAUAAAAGUUUUGGGAGAAUGGCCAUUUUCACAAUAUUUAUUCUUCCUAUCCAUGAGAAGGGAUAUCUUUCCAUUUUCUGAGAUCAUCUUCAAUUUCAUUUUUCAGUGUGUUAUAAUUUUCCCUGUAUAGGUCUUUCACUUCUUUCGUGAGAGUAAUUCCUAAAUAUUUCAUUUUUUUGGUUGCUAGUGUGAAGGGUGUGGCCUCUCUUAUUUCUGUCUCUGUGACGUUGUUGUUAGUGUAUAGGAAUGCUAUUGAUUUUUGAGUACUGAUUCUAUCCAGCUACAUUACUGAAUUUAUUAUAUCUAGGAGUCUUUCAAUAGAGCUUCGGGGAUCUUCUAUAUAAAGAAUCAUGUUAUCUGCAAAUAAUGAUAAUUUAACUUCUUCUUUUCCUAUAUUUAAGCCUUUUAUCUCUCUCUUGUCUAAUUGCUCUGCCCAGUAUUUCCAGUAGUGUAUUAAAUAGGAGCUAUGAUAAGGGACAUCCUUGUCUUGUGCCUGAUUUUAAAGUAAAGGCCUUCAAUUUUUGAUCUUUAGUAUGGUACUGGGUGUUGUUUUGUCAUUGCCAGCCUUAAUUAUAUUGAGGUAAGGACCAUCUAUUCCAAUUUUCUGCAAGGCUCUUAUCAUAAAUGAAUGUUGGAUCCUAUCAAAAGCCUUUUCUGCAUCUAUAGUAAUGAUCAUGUGAUUAUAACUUUUGGCUCUAUUGAUAUGGUGUAUUACAUUUAUUGAUUUACAUAUAUUAAACAAUCUCUGCAUGCCUGGGAUGAAUCCUCCUUCAUCAUGAUAUAUGAUCUUGUUGAUUUGCUGCAUCCUAUUUGCCAAAAUUUUAUUGAGGAUUUUUGCAUCCUUCUUCAUUAGGGAGGCUGGUCUUUAGUUCUCUUUUUCAGUUGGGUCCUCCUCUGGUUUUGAUACUAGAGUAAUAUUUGCUUCUAGGAACAAUUUAUGAAGGAUUGCUUCCCUUUCCAUUUCAUUGAAGAGUUUGUGGAGUGUUGGCAUUAGAUCUUCUUUAUAUUUCUUGUAGAAUUCUUCAGUGAAUCCGUCUGGGCCUGGGCUCUUCUUUGUAGGUAAUGAUUUUAUUAUGUUUUCAGUUUCAUUAAUAGAAUUUGGGUUAUUCAGUAAUUUUACAUCUUCAUGACCUAGCUGUGGUACUUCAUAUGCUUUAGGAAUCUGUCUAUUUCCUCUGUGUUAUAAAACUUUGAGAGUAGAAGUUUUUGAAAUAGCUGUUGAUGAUCUUCUGUAUUUCAAUAGGGUCUGUAGUAAUUUCACCUCUUUUAUUCCUUAUUGCUUGCAUUUGAACUUUUUCUUCCAUUUUUUAAAUAAGGUUGGCUAGGGACUUUUCAAUUUUAUUUAUUCUUUCAAAGAACCAGGUCUAUGAUUCAUUGAUUUUUUGGAUUGUUUUUUUAGUCUCUAUUGCAUUGAUUUCUGCUCUGAUUUUUAUAAUUUCUUCUUUUCUUUUGGCUUUGGGCUUGACUUGCUCUUCUUUUUCUAGAUGUUUGAGGUAUAACAUCAGGUUAUUUAUUUGUAUUCAUUCUGUUUUCCUAAUGUGGGAACUCAUGCAAUAAAUUUUCCUCAGAGGACAGCUUUCAUUGCAUCACACAGAUUGUGGUACAUUGUAUUUGUGUUUCCAUUUGUUUGUAGGUAUUGUUUAAUUUAUUCUUUAAUUUCCCCUGUGACUCACUGAUUACUCAAGAGUAUUAUUCUGUUUCCAUGUGUUUGUGGGAUUUUUGCAGUAUCUUUUAUCAUUAAUUUCUAAUUUCAUAGUGGUAUGGUCUGGUAGCAUGCAAGGGAUACUUUCAACCCUUUAGCAUUUAUUUAAAUAUGCUCUGUUAAUUAACAUAUGGUCUGUUUUAGAGAAUGACCCAUGUAAUACUGAGAAGAAUGUGUAUUCUGUUGUUGUUGGGUAGAAUACUCUGUAUAUGUCUAUUAAGUCCAUUUAUUCACAGGUGCGAUUCAGUUCUUUUAUUUCUUUGCUCAUUUUCUGUCUGGUUGAUCUGUCCAUUGGUGUCAGUGGUGUGUUAAGAUUUCCUGUUAGAAUUGUGUUACUACUAAUUUGAUUUUUUCAUUUUUGUUAGUACUUGUUUUAUAUAAUUGUGUGCUCUGGAGUUUGGUGCAUGUAAAUUUAAGAUAGUUUUCUCUUCCUCUUGGAGUUUUCCCGUAAGCACUAUGUAGUGACCUUCUUCAUCCCUUCUGAUCAUUAUUGGCUUGACUUGCUGGUCUUGGCAGGAAACCACGGGUUCUACAUCAGGUUUGAUUAUUAACUGCUUUCACAUCCUACAACAUCUUCAAAGUUGCGUUUUUAUAAAAAUAGCUACAUAAUGUUAUGCUUACUUGUAUAUUCCCUGAUGAUGUAGACAAUUCUAUUGAAAAUAACAAGAGAAAGCAUAGCAAGUAGUGUUUAUCACCUAAUAUUGUGGUCUUAUAUGUCUCUUUCAUAUCAUGAUUUUCUAGGAAUUUGUUUUGUUGUCUUAUUUUGAUCCGUUUUCCCCCAUAACACAGAAAGGAUAGAUAUACGCAUAGAGAUUCACACAUUGGAAGAAUUUCUAACCUAUUUAUUUAAACAAAUAAUAUAAUGCAUAAUGUAAUGAACAGAUACUCUGAAGAAGUGACACUAAGAAACCCAAUGCUAAUUCUGUAGCAUUAUGAUAUAAAAUUGAGCAAUACUAUUAUUCAUUGUUCAGAGUGAUAUUAGUCUAGUCUCUAAUUUUUUUGGGAAUUGUAAUUUUAACAUGGCAUUGUUUUAAUCUUUUGAUUCACAUGCUUCAUUUUCUCUUUCAUAAAUGAUGUUUCUGAAGUUGAGGCAACAUUUGGCAUUAAGGUUUACAUUUGUAGAGGCUUGGAGUAUGUGUUUUUGACAAAGUUGUGUUCUUUUCACAUAACUUGUACAUUAAUGAAUGUUAUGUUUUCCAAGUUGUGACAAGACAUCUGUUGAUUUCCUAACAUCACUGGAUAUUAUAGCAUGUAAAUUAUGUUGCCUGAUUUUGUUUCUCACUGGAGCCAAUAUUUGUCAUUUAAGUAAACCUUUGUUUUUCUAACCAUCAGAAUUUUACUUGUUAUGUUUAUAUUACAUCUUUAUUUGCUAGUAAAGUUUCCCCACAUGUACCAUAUGUAAACCAUACUUCUGUGAAUUUCUGAUUGUGCCAUACUGACAGAAUCAUAACUUGUCUCCAAUAGCACAUCACAAUAUAUAUAUCAAUAUCUCCAGAAAUUAUAAAAUUUGGCAUGAUUUAUGAGUAACCAUACUUUGAAAUCAAUUUUUCUUAAAUAUGGAGUUGUUUUGGGGGAAAAUGUUGUUAUUGGAUGUAUCAUGCAAAUGCCUUUAUUUUAUUACUUGAUGCUGUGAAUGCAUUAUAUAUUUUGUAAUUAUUACUGUUUUUUCCUAAAAUACUGAAGUAAUGGCAUGAAGGGAAACCUAAAUUUUGAGCUGUCAACACAGUAAAAAGUAAAUUUGCUAAA